AAAAAAAACAUAAAUAAAAAUAAUUACCCUUAUCUGCAGUCACAAUCUUUAGUAAAGACAGAGGCUUAUUUACUGUAUGUAAUCCACACACUGCUCUUUGCUCCAUUUAAGUCUGAACCCAAAACAGUAAAGCUUAAUAUGAGUCAUUCUGUUGACCCAUUCACCGCCCAUUUGGAAAAACAGCUUAACCUAUAUGUAUUCGUAACUAUAGUGUUUUUAUGUUUUAAAACAUCCUUUUACACAUUUACAUUUUGUAUGACUGUUUUUGCUAUCAUGCAACACUUUAAAACUAGGUUAAGGAAAUACAAAAUAAGAGAUUGAGAACAGGCACACUUCAAAGCUUUGUCAACAGUCUUUUUAAGAUGCUUCCUGGUCCCCAUUGUUGUCUGAUAUACAAUAGAGGAUGCUGAGAGGCAAUGUUUGCUGCACUGCAUGUGUUCUUUCAAUUCCUUUCUAAAUAAUGAAACCGCAUCACUUCUGCCUACCAAACUUCGCCCUCCAUUGGUCAAACAAGACUUCUAACUGUGACUGGGGAGGUGUGGUUUCAACUGGCUUGACCAGAUUUCCCUGGAGUCUCUCUGUGUGUGUCCGUGUGUUUUGUUUUGUUUUUUCAUAGGCAUAACUGACACCAUUGGAGCAGAGGGAACACUCGCACUAGGACAUACUUGUGUCUCUGAGAGCCGAAAACGAUGAAAUCCAAGGACUUACUGAAUUAUCAGGUCCAGCUUAGAUCUUACUAAUCCAUGGCAGAGGAAAGGCUUGAGUAAAAUUCCUGGCAAUAUAAUGAAGCCACAUUCAGCACUCAAUGGAUUAAAGGCAAUAAGAGGUUAUGAAAAGGAAAGGAGCAUUUUACUCACAGACAACACUCAAAUCUAAAAUCAAGUUUUCACCUGAUCCACAUCAGGUGUACAUCAUAUUGUGCAGUCAUGAAGGACCGCAUGGAGGAGCUGCGUCAGCAGAUGAAGGCUAGCGAGAAGCUAGUGGACAGCAAACCCUUCAAUAAGGAAGAAGACGAGGACAUGGACCCGUCCUCACUGAUAGGCCUGCAGGCUGUGAUCUUCGAGGCAGAGCCUGUCCUGGAAAUCUUUCUAAAGGACGCUCAGGGCAUUCGUGACAGCAUCGAGGAGCUGAACUCUGAAGUCAGUAAGUUUAACGAGCAGCAGAAGAACUUCGUGGCCACCAUGAGGCGCCUCAGCAUCAUGAAAAAGGAAAGUAACAUGACUCGAGACAUCAAGCUUUUGGCUGAGAGUCUGCAUAAAAGGUUAGAUGCUCUUUCCAAGCAGGCUAAGCAAACCGAGGCCGAGCUGGGCCCAAACGCCACCACAUCCCGUAUCCAGAAGAUCCAGCACGCAGCUCUCUUCCUCCAAUUCCAUCAAGUAAUGCGUCAACACAAUGACGCAAUCUUAAGCAAGCAGGAAAAAUGCAAGCAGUUUAUCAUCCGACAGCUUGAGGUAUCAGGACGCGAAGUGUCUGAAGAGGAGGUGGACAACAUGAUAGAGCAAGGAAAGUGGGAGAUCUUCAACGAGAACAUCAUAGUAGAUGCUAAGAUCACUCGAACCCAGCUCUCGGAGAUCGAGCAACGCCAUAAAGAGCUUCUAAAUCUGGAAAGCAACAUGAAGGACCUGAGAGAUCUCUUUCUAGAUGUGUUCAUGCUGGUGGAAGAGCAAGGUCACCAGAUUCAGAACAUACAAGCCAAUGUGGAGAAGACGCAAGAUUAUGUGUCGGUCACGAAGGAGAAGUUCAAAAGAGCUGCGAGAUAUAAGAAGAACAACCCGCUUAGAAGACUGUGCUGUUGUUGCUGUCCUUGGUUUAGAUAGCAGAGCAAGGCUGGCAGGAUAAAAUGUGGGAAAGCUUGUUAUUUACUGCAUUCCCAAGGGAAGAACUGAUGGCCGAAUACACUACAUGAAGACAUUGACCUCUGUCUGAUGAAGAUAAAGAGCAAGGGCACAAAGCACUUUUAAAAACAUUGAAACAGGAAGGCGUUACAGUUGGGUGUUGACAUGCAAUACAAGUAGUCAUAUGAAGAUUUUCUAAGAGAUUGGAAUGUUUUGUUACAUCACAAAUGUUAUUUAAGAUCUAAUGAAGGGUAAAUUAAACAGAAAAUUCACCCUAAAAUGAUCACUUAUUCAGUCUCAAAUGGUUUCAGACCUUUAUAAGUUUCUUUAUUAACACUACAGAAGAUAUUUUGAAGCUGAAAACCUGUAACCAUUGACUUUCAGAGUCAAAACUAAAACUAUGGAAGU
Messenger RNA from Danio rerio (zebrafish), 2243 nucleotides. NCBI's taxonomy places the organism in Eukaryota, Metazoa, Chordata, Actinopteri, Cypriniformes, Danionidae. The record is from RefSeq and is a predicted model, not a curated record.